Drosophila willistoni is the source of this 4226-nucleotide messenger RNA. RefSeq names its product protein transport protein Sec24A (gene Sec24AB). Gene Ontology annotation, biological process: endoplasmic reticulum to Golgi vesicle-mediated transport; intracellular protein transport; COPII-coated vesicle cargo loading. The record is from RefSeq and is a predicted model, not a curated record. Gene Ontology annotation, cellular component: COPII vesicle coat; endoplasmic reticulum exit site. Bases 320 to 3991 code for a protein of 1223 amino acids. Gene Ontology annotation, molecular function: SNARE binding; zinc ion binding. Lineage: Eukaryota; Metazoa; Arthropoda; Insecta; Diptera; Drosophilidae. The transcript has 10 exons.
GUGUGUGAGUGACUGUGUGUGUGAUAGUCGUGGCCUCAACUCAAAAUUUUUUGUUCGUUUUUCCUUUUGCUGCCCCAGCAAAAAAGCAAUAAAAUAAUUAACAUUGCUUUGAUUUUAAUAAAUAAUUCAACGGUCACCAUUUACUUCAGCCCAGCCAAAGGCCAAAAAUUAACAUUAAUUUUUAGCCAUUUAAUAUUUUUGCAACUCAAUAAAUAAAGAAAAAUCAUACUACGCGAGUGUACGUUUGACACAGAGAGAGCGAGAGAGAGAGGGAGAGAGAAAAAAGUUGGAUCUUAUGAAUUAGAAAUUUUAGACAAGGAUGUCAGCCUACAAUGCGAAUAUAGUGCCACCACCCAUGGCGGCACCACCACCCAAUGGCAAUCAGUUUAAUGGACAGUCAGCUCCAACUGUAGCUCCGCCACCAAUGCAAUAUCAACAACAACAACAACAACCUGUCCAACAGAAGCUGCCUCUACAGCAGCAGCAAUACCAACAGCCUCCUCCUCCGAUUAGUGGGUAUCAACAACCAGGAGUUGCUGCACCAACUGUUGGCAAUCUGCCUCCGCCUCCCUUGCAAUUUAAUAGCAAUGUUAUCAACAAGUUUCUGCCGCCAGUAACCACAACAGCUGCACCACCGGGUCCCGGUCCCAAUGGUCUGCCACCACAUUUAAGACCCACGCCCACUCAAAAUGGACCACCAUCGAUGAUUAAUGGCAGCAAUGGUGCCCAUAGCAGUGCCAAUUCCUCACGCACUGCAUCACCGGGCCUAAUGACAACUGCUCCAAAGCCACCACCACCAACAAAUGUGGCCAACUUGACGAGUAAUUUGCAGAAUUUAAAUUUACAGCCAACGAAUGGUAUAUCAGGACCACCUCCCACAACACAACAACAACAACAGCAGCAGCAACAACUGGUCCAUAAGGAUUAUCGUGGUGUGGCUGUGGGUGCGGUUGGCAAUAAUCCCCCUCAAUUGGAUACAAGUGGAGCCAAUAGCCUGAUUUCUGCCAGUGGCCUCACGGCACAAGUUCCGUUACCAAAUCACAUGGCUAGUCCUUUUAGUGCUACAAACAAAUUAAUAUCAUCGGCGCCCUUGAAUUCGAGUUCAGCUCGAGUAUUUGGGAAUGCAGCGCCUGUUGCUAAGCCGCCGCAAUCAUCUGGUCAGAAAAUUCUUUAUGGUGUUCAGGCGACGCCGGAUCAGCAGCAGCAUCAGCAACAACAACAACUGCAGCAGCAGAAUCAGCAAAAUAAUAAUCUACAAAGACCACCACAAGCAGCAGCACCACCACCAACAGCAGCAGCAGCACCGACAGGAGCAAGUCAAGCAUGGCAACCCACUCAAUUGAUGAGGCCACCAGUGCCAGGUGUUCCAACUAUGCAGCCUCUUCAACAGGCUCAAGCACCGCCUCCUUUGGCCAAGCCACCACUAGCAGGAGGACCACUGCCGCCUCAGCAACAGCAGCCAGGUUAUCCCUAUGGCCAAGCCUAUGCGCAGCAAACGGCAUUGCCUCCGCCACCCACACUGCAACCGCCGCCUCCCACUGGCGGAGUAUUUGGUGUACAACAACCGAAUCAAGCUCCCUUGCAAUAUCAAACGCAACCUCCUCCACCGCCUGUCCAGCAGCCCUAUGGAGCUUCUAAUCCUGCUGCAGCAGCAUCACCCAUGCAAUUCGCCCCCAUGAAUGUCACACAGCAGGGAUUCAGCCAGCUGUGGGGUCAAGAUACAAUUGAUUUGAUGCAAAAUCGUCAUGUCCUAUCGCCAGCCACAUUGCAGACACCGAAAAUUGUUCUACACAAUCAAUUCCAAGAGUCCAUCAAUUGUAGUCCAAAUAUUAUGCGUUGCACUUUAACCAAAAUACCCGAAAGCAAUUCUCUUCUACAGAAAUCAAGAUUGCCCUUGGGUAUAGUCAUACAUCCAUUUCGUGACGUGAAUAGCCUACCCGUGAUCCAGUGCAUCAAUAUUGUACGUUGUCGCCUGUGUCGCACUUACAUUAAUCCCUUCGUCUAUUUUGUUGAUAGCAAAAUGUGGAAAUGUAAUCUCUGCUAUCGUGUCAAUGAAUUGCCUGAGGACUUCCAAUUUGAUCCGGCCACCAAGACAUAUGGCGAUGUAACCCGUCGACCGGAAGUCCGAUCGAGUACCAUUGAGUUUAUUGCUCCCUCGGAGUAUAUGCUGCGUCCCCCACAGCCGGCCAUGUAUUUGUUCCUUUUCGAUGUAUCGAUAAUUGCCCAACAGAGCGGUUAUCUGGAGACAGCUUGUGCGGUAUUGAGUCGACAUUUGGAUGAAAUGCCAGGAGAUGCACGCACCCAAGUGGGUUUCAUAUGCUACGAUAGUUUUGUGCACUUUUAUAGCAUGGCCGAUGGCCUAAAUCAACCGCAUGAGAUGACUCUAUUGGAUAUUGAUGAUCCAUUUUUGCCACGUCCCGAUAGUUUAUUGGUUAAUCUUAAAGAAUGUAAAGAAUUGGUCAAGGAUUUGUUAAAACAAUUGCCCAAACGAUUUGCCCAUACGCAUGAUCCUGGUUCGGCAUUGGGUGCUGCCCUCCAAGUAGCCUUCAAACUGAUGCAAGCCUCUGGUGGCCGCAUAACAGUGUUUCAGUCGUGCCUUCCCAAUAAGGGUCCUGGAGCCUUGGAGCCACGUGAAGAUCCCAAUAAUCGUUCGUCCAAGGAUGUUGCCCAUUUGAAUCCGGCCACAGAUUUCUAUAAACGUUAUGCUCUAGAAUGCUCUGGCUAUCAAAUAGCCUGCGAUUUAUUCUUAAUGAAUCAACAAUAUAGUGACAUGGCCACCAUUUCUGGCAUCAGUAAACACAGCGGCGGCUGUGUCCAUCAUUUUCCACUCUAUCAGAAGAGCAAACCCCAUAUGGUGGACUCGUUCCGCAUGUGUUUCAAACGAUAUUUGACACGCAAAAUUGGUUUUGAAGCUGUGAUGCGUAUACGUUGCACACGCGGACUCCAAGUCCAUACAUUCCAUGGCAAUUUCUUUGUACGCUCUACGGAUUUGUUGUCCUUGCCUAAUGUUAAUCCCGAUGCUGGUUUCGGCAUGCAAAUCUCCUAUGAGGAGAGCCUAAGCGAUGUUAAAACGAUUUGCUUCCAAGCGGCGUUGCUCUACACGAAUAGCGAGGGAGAGCGACGCAUACGAGUGCAUACGGUGUGUCUGCCGGUGACGGCAUCUCUGCCAGAAGUGAUGCAUUCGGCCGAUACGGAAGCCAUUAUUGGUCUGUUAUCCAAAAUGGCUGUUGAUCGUUCAAUAGCCUCAAAUCUAUCCGAUGCCCGGGAUGCCUUCAUCAAUGCAACUAUCGAUGUGUUCAAUGCAUUUAAGAUUGCCCAAAAUCUACCAUCUGGACAAUCGGGUCAAUUGAUAGCACCACGAAGUUUGGCCCUAAUGCCAAUGUAUAUCUUGGCUAUGCUGAAACAUCCUGCUUUCCGUGUGGGCACCAGCACUCGCUUGGAUGAUCGUGUCUAUGCCAUGGAUUGCAUGAAAACUUUGCCCUUGGAUCAGCUUAUGAAAUAUGUCUAUCCAGAGCUAUACAAAAUCGAUGCACUCAUCUAUCAUGCACGCAAUUCUAAUGUCAGCAGUAACCAGCAGGAAGACGAAGAUGACGACGAUGAGCCAUUACCAGAUUUGCCGCGUCUUCAAUUGUCGGCAGAGCAUCUGGAUUCACGUUCAAUAUUUUUGAUGGACUGCGGCAACCUAAUAAUGCUCUAUGUGGGACUGAAUGUACCCGUUGAUGUCCUAGAAUCUGUUUUAGGCAUCGGUUCAACUGCUGAAUUGGCCGAUUAUGUCUAUGGAUUGCCAAGUGUUGCGACUGCCGAGAAUGAUGUGCUCAAGCGUUUCAUUUUGCGUCUAAAUUAUGAUAAACCCUAUGGGCCGCUAGUGCAAAUAAUUAGGGACACAAGCCUCGCCAAGGGUAUGUUUAUUGAGAGAUUAACCGAUGAUCGCAGUGAAUCUAGUUUGUCCUAUUAUGAAUUUUUGCAACACAUUCGGGCUCAGGUUAAAUAGUAUAUAAGCAGAAAAACCAAUAACUAUUAUUGUAUAAACGAUAAAUGGGAAUUUCUUAGAACUUGAGACAACAUAAACAAAAGAAAACAAGAAAAAAAAAAACAAAUGGUGACUAUGCGAAAAUCUGUAGAGAGAACAAAAGAGCUGGAACUACUUGAUAUAUUGAAAUAUUAUAAUAAGUCAGAGAAGAAGAGAUAUAUAGAAGAAGAAUUAAAAAAACAGAAAAUACCAUGUA